Fibroporia radiculosa is the source of this 3801-nucleotide messenger RNA. RefSeq lists its product as uncharacterized. NCBI's taxonomy places the organism in Eukaryota, Fungi, Basidiomycota, Agaricomycetes, Polyporales, Fibroporiaceae. The transcript has 26 exons. Bases 1 to 3801 code for a protein of 1266 amino acids. Gene Ontology annotation, molecular function: protein binding; protein-N-terminal amino-acid acetyltransferase activity. Gene Ontology annotation, cellular component: NatB complex; cytoplasm. The record is from RefSeq and is a predicted model, not a curated record. Gene Ontology annotation, biological process: N-terminal peptidyl-methionine acetylation.
AUGUCUGCUGCAUUCGAACGUCAGAUUCGCCCAAUCUAUGAGGCUCUUGAUAAUGGGUCCAACAAAUCUGCUAUACUAGCAUGCAAUAAGCUUCUCAAGAAGCAUCCAAAGAAUGACCUGAUUAAGGCCUUGAAAGCUCUCGCGCUGGUCCGCUCGCAAAAGGUCGAAGAAUCACUCGUCCUUUGUGAUGAGGUUCUAGCAACCCGGCCCAUCGAUGAAUCGACUUUGUCUGCCAUGAUGCAUGUACUUCGGAGCCUUGGUCGACAUACCGACAUGGUUACAAUGUAUGAAGAUGCAUUCAAACAGCAGCCUGGAAAUGAGGAGCUGGGCUCUCAGACGUUUAUGGCAAACGUCCGCAUCGGGAACUGGAAAGCGGCACAGCAGAUUGCGACAAAACUGCACAAGCAAUUUCAAAAUGAGCAAUACUUAUAUUGGAGUAUCAUGAGCGCGGUACUCCAGGCAAAUGAUCCAACUACUCCAGCAAACUUCCGGUCUGUUCUUUACAAACUCGCCCACCGACUAAUUUCGACGACUUCCGCUUUGUCUUACUACAAUGCGGAUCGCUUCUAUUUGCAUCUGGUUAUACUUCGGGAGCUGGCGCUGUAUGACGAAGCACACGAGUUGCUGGAGACCGAUGUAGGGAAGAAGAUUUGCGCGUCGAAUCUAGCAUGCGACGAUUUGCGUCGCGAUGUCUGGAGGCUCAAGGGAUUGUACAAGGAGGAGGGCAUACGAGCGCGACAGCGAAUCGAGGAGGCAAAAGACAGGAAUUGGUUGGAGUUUACAGCUGUGCUGAACGUCACGUUUGGCGAGGAGAAUUUGGAUCCCGAUACCUCUCGAACGGCUCUUGAAGAGAAAGUCUCUCUUGCGCGAGAUUUCUUCGUGCAAGUAGCUGAAGACGACGGUAGGAAGGAUCGUUCAGGGCUUCUGGCUUUGCUGGAGCUUGAAAAACGCGCUAGGGCGCACGGCGUAUCCAAAGAUCCUGGGGAGUUAUUCAUGCUACUAGAAAAGUAUUACCAUCGAUUCGGAGAUAAGCUCGCUUGCUUUGAAGACCUAAGACCAUAUAUCCAGCUAGAGGAAUCAGAAUUGUCUGUGUGGUCAUCUUUCCUUGAAUCUCAGUCUACGAGUUCUAAUACGAUAGACGAUCUUCUCCGAUUUGUGAACGCUCAAAAACUUUUGCGCCACAACCUCCCAGAAUCCGAUGUUACGGCAGAAAAAGAGGCAGCCGGUGCUGUAUACUACCUCCGUGCAUACCUAGAUGCUUCAAAAUUCGGAACAGACCUCCCAGACACAGAGCUUCAUCCAGCAAAUGACUUAGCUCUCUUGUCAGGUCAAGCGUUUGUGGGUGCCUGGAAAGCUAGCGAUGAUGCUACGUAUUUAUAUCAUGCUGCUGCCGUACUGGAGUACGCAUUGAUACAGAGCAAACACUCGUAUCAACUACGAUUGCUUCUCAUUCGGAUUUACCGGUUGCUAGGUGCACCAUCUCUGGCAUUGGAACAUUAUCGAGCAAUGAAUAUCAAGCAGGUCCAGACGGACACUCUGUCGCAUCUCAUUCUGACGCGCGCAUCAACAUUCUCUUUGUCCUCCAUGGGGGACUUGACAUACUCUUCCGAGUGUCUCGAGUCAAGCCAGAUUUACAUGAAUAACUCACAGGAGACAGCUGAGUUUACUGUGCGGGCUUUCGGUACCGAGAAAUAUACACAGAUACCUGAAUUCAUUGCCUUUGAGGAAAGACUAGACAACUCGCUACAACGAGACCUGACCAAGGUCGAACACGUCAGAAUGCGUAUCGUCCAUGAAGCCCUCGUCUCUGAUCUGAUCGACAUGGAACUCAUCGAAUUAAAGUUUAUCUUCGAUCGCUUUCAUCAUGAUAAUCGGGAUUUUGAUGUCAUCCCCAAUUAUCAGCCGCGUUGUGGACAGUCAUUUGACGAACAAACCGCUUUGUUUGGACAGCGACCAGGGCCAGGUUGGCUUUCAAUUUUCCUCAAGAUCUAUAUCCGAGCGUUCCAGGCUGCGAGUGACCUUGAUGAUACUGUUGAGGAUAAAUUGCUCAUCGGAGACCGGCCCAAACCGAGCCUGGAUCCUGACACUCGGUUACCACUGAAGGAGCGAUUAGCCAAGAGAACUCAAGACGAACUAGAUGAGCUAACAGCUGAUGAGCUCGCUUUCCUCGAAUUUGGCACAGCUCUCGCGGAUUGGUUGGCGCCAUACCAUGACUACGUCAGACCACCGGCGUCGGCUGUUCUUGCAGAGGCUGCCAAGCAAACAGAACUGAAGACGGGCCACCCGCUGAAGGGACUGGACCUUCCGCCCAAGAAUGGUAGCACAACCAAUGGACAUAUCAAGAAGGAAGAGGAUCCUCCCGCAGCGAGUGAACCUCCAGAGGUUGUUGUUCAGUUCUUUGACAUUCUGCUGACCGUUGAGACCGUUCGAUUCAAGCCAGCGUCUGUGGUGAAGAUGCACAAGCUUGGAACCAUGGCCCAAAGUUUCAAGGAUAUUCGUGCUAAGGCGUCCGCAUCACUGAAUGAGAUAUCGGAAGUCCUCGUUCGAUUAGGCGAAGAAGGUGCUACAGUCGAGAGCCGUAAGGCCUUCGUUGAGGCCUGCCAGCCCGUGUGGGGUCCGUCUCUGUUGGAUCAUGACUUCGUGUCUACGAUAUCCAAGAAAGUCACAGAUGCUCGAAAACAGAUCCUGGAGGGUGUUGGGAAAGGCAUUCUCCGCACUCAUCACCGCUCUAAACAUGCUGCUCGUUACAUUCCUUCUUUCGAGUGUGACAAUGUUCCUGUGACUCCUGUCAUGCGUGUGGCGACUCACGCGUUCUGUCACGCGUCGCGUCGCGACGCGACUUUGACUAUCCAUACCAUCCCCUACACCAAAGCCAACCAUCGAGCAUCCCCAAGGUUAAAAAUGAGCCAAUACGGUGAAUACGGUGGCAACCCAUACUAUCAGAACGGAGGCGGAGGCGGAGGCGGAGGCGGUGGCGGAUAUUUGACCGGAGGUUCACCUUUCGGCAGUACAAGUGGCAGUCCUGGUGGCCAGUUUCGUCGAGGCGCUGCAUUGCAUUCACUUCGGCCCGUUACGAUCAAACAACUUAUUGAUGCCACACAACCACACUCAGACGCUGAGUGGAUGAUUGAAGAUGCUGAGAUUGGACAGAUUACUAUCGUCGCUCAAGUCAUUUCCAUACAAAGCCAGACGACUAAUUGCGUAUAUUGGCUCGAUGACGGGACGGGGAGAAUGGAAGCGCGACACUGGGUUGAUGCACAAGAAGAAGACCAGGACAGAUGGGCGGGAGUUGCCGAGGGCAAAUAUGUCCGUGUAAUGGGUAGCGUGAAAACGUUUGGAAAUAAGAGAUAUAUCAACGCACAACACCUCCGUGCUGCAAGCGAUCCGCAUGAAUUGUAUUUUCACUUGCUGGAGGCCAUGACAGUUACCACUGUUAUGAUCAAAGGACCGAUUCCACGGCCAAGUGAGGCUGGAAUGGCGCCGCGAGGAGCCAUGGCUAAUGGCCAGACAAGUACAUCUGCGUACGCUGCACAGUCUCACGUGUCGGCAAGCAAUAGUCAAUACGCUCAUCUACCGGACACGCAACGCAAAAUUGUCGAAUUCCUCUUGUCGCAGCCUACAAGCGAGGACGGCAUACAUGUCGCCGCGAUCGCACGAGCCAUUGGCGGGCAGGCCCGUGAUAUUAGUGAGGCCCUUGAUCGACUCAUGGACGAGGGACAUCCCGAAGGCAACAAUGAUCAGUUCCGCGGUCCAGUAAUUGUGGCAAUUCGGUUGAAUUUGACGGCAUUCAUUAGGGUCUAG